AUGGCGCGCGUUUUUUCUGCUCUGGCCUUGGCGCGCAUAGCCACUGCCCUCUUGGACGGCCACAUCGAUGUCGUCGUUCACAAGAACGUUGACAUCAAAGUUCCCAAGGUCAACAACAACCCUUUUUCUACGGCUUUACCAAACGUCGCUGCCAUACAUAACGCCGCUCAGGGCUUAGCCUCGCCAGGGAACCAGGAUGAGGGCACCGCAGCCUGCAUGGUCGCCCAGAAGGUGAUCGACCAAUGCUAUUCGGCGGGAUAUCUAGAAGAGGAUGUCCCAAGAAGCGUCGCGGAGAGCUGCUUUUGCUGUUAUGAGGGACUGCGAGUUUUCCCAGCAUAUGACAUCUGCGCCAACUACCUUGUCGAUGAGGGUCUAUACGACGGCGUCUAUAUGUCCGAUGUGUACGAGAUGGCUUCGAUCUUUUCGUCGGUAUGCAUUACGAAGACGAGGUGUACCUCCACCCCGACAUCUACUCGGCCGGUCACGACAACUGCCCCAAGAGCCUGCACCUCGAUGGUAGAGCUCUACGAGUACUGCAGAGAUGUAGAGCUGGCUCACCUAUCGACCACCUAUUUUACUGACAUGGCCAGCUGCUUCUGUUAUGAUUACUACGGCAACUUCGACACACGUAUUCAGGACUGGGCCAGCGCGUGCCUGCCGUGGAUCAGGACGGCUGCUCCUAAUGAUUAUAACGCCGUCUCAAACUAUCAGACCGCCUGCAGCCGCGUUCCGCCGGCUAGAAACUCUCGCUCGAGCAGCUUUCAGUUUACCGCUGCUGCCUCGCGUCCCACUGACAACGUCGACAAUGGUUUUGAUGACCCGCCGGCCCCUACGUCCUCGGAGAGCCAACCCACGCCGACCACGCUCUCCGAAACUUCUGCCGAGAAUAAUUCUAACACCCGCGGCGGAGCCGCAGCUCAGAUGGCUCUGCCUGGGUUUGCUACCCUGAUUACUGGCCUGCUAGCUGUUCUUUUAAGCACUCAUCUGGUGGUUGGGUGGGAGAUGUGGGCAACGUCACUAAGGAUGGCCUCGAACAAGUUUGUAGCUCCUGCGCUCACCUUUGAGCUGGUCGCCAAGUGCUCGACCACUCGCGCCCGCGCCUCCAUCCUGACCCUCCCCCAUGGGCCCGUCAAUCUGCCCAUCUUCAUGCCCGUCGCCACCCAGGCAUCGCUCAAGGGCCUGACCCCCGAGCAAUUGGAGGCUACGGGAUGCCGUCUAUGCUUGAACAACACUUACCACCUCGGUCUCAAGCCUGGCCAGGAGGUUCUGGACGCUGUCGGCGGCGCUCAUAAGCUCCAGGGCUGGAAACACAACCUCCUUACCGAUAGCGGCGGCUUCCAGAUGGUCUCUCUCCUAAAGCUGGCCAACAUCACGGAGGAGGGCGUGUGCUUCCUGUCGCCGCACGAUGGCACACCCAUGAUGCUAACCCCCGAGCACUCAAUCGCGCUUCAGAAUUCGAUCGGUUCUGACAUCAUGAUGCAGCUGGACGACGUGCUCGUCACGACGUCGCCCGACAAGGUGCGCAUGCGCGAGGCCAUGGAGCGCAGCGUGCGCUGGCUGGACCGCUGCAUCGCCGCGCACAAAAAGCCGGAUCGCCAGAACCUGUUCUGCAUCAUCCAAGGCGGUCUGGACAUCGACAUGCGCCGUGAAUGCGUGCGUGAGAUGCUGAAGCGCGAUACCCCUGGUAUUGCGAUUGGUGGGCUUUCUGGCGGCGAGGCCAAGGAUGACUUUUGCAAGGUUGUCGCAGCCUGCACAGAAAUGCUUCCCGAUUUGAAGCCGCGCUACGUAAUGGGCAUUGGAUACCCGGAAGACCUGGUUGUAAGCGUGGCGCUGGGUGCCGACAUGUUUGACUGCGUAUGGCCAACACGCACGGCGCGGUUCGGCAACGCCAUCACGAAGCAUGGCGUGCUGAACAUGAAGAAGGAGAUCUACGCGACGGACUUUGGUCCGAUCGAAGACGGCUGCGGCUGCCCGUGCUGCCGGCCGGCGGACCAGGAGGGCGCCAUGGGCAUUACGCGGGCUUUUGUCCAUCACAAUGCCGCGAAGGAGACGGUUGCUGCACACCUGCUGACGAUGCACAAUGUGUGGUAUCAGCUGAAUCUGAUGCGGGAGGCGCGCGAGGCCAUAAUCGAGGAUCGAUUCCCGGCGUUCGUCAGGAAGUUCUUCGCGAACCUGUACCCGGAUAAGAGCAAUUACCCGUCGUGGGCGGUCGACGCUCUGCGCGGUGUAGGCAUAGACUUGAUGGAAACAUAA
Messenger RNA from Thermochaetoides thermophila DSM 1495, 2253 nucleotides. RefSeq names its product queuine tRNA-ribosyltransferase-like protein. Gene Ontology annotation, cellular component: cytosol. The coding region runs from base 1 to 2253 and encodes 750 amino acids. The transcript is spliced from 7 exons. Gene Ontology annotation, molecular function: tRNA-guanosine(34) queuine transglycosylase activity. The record is from RefSeq and is a predicted model, not a curated record. Lineage: Eukaryota; Fungi; Ascomycota; Sordariomycetes; Sordariales; Chaetomiaceae.